Molecule: messenger RNA, 1817 nt
Organism: Benincasa hispida (wax gourd)
Lineage: Eukaryota; Viridiplantae; Streptophyta; Magnoliopsida; Cucurbitales; Cucurbitaceae
Source: RefSeq, a predicted model, not a curated record
GUUUUAAUUCAGAAGAGAGCGGAAGAAGAAGAAAACCCAAAGAGAAGAAACAGAGAGAAAAAAAAAAAAAAGCAAAAAAAAGAAAGACAAUCGCCAUUCGAAAAUUGUAGGGUUUCAGAACUCUGCAGGGAAUGCGGAGAGAUGAAAUUUGCUUCGUUGAUUCAGUUUGAGUUGAUCGGAAGAUCCAAAACCUUCAUCAUCGGCGGCAGAAAUUGCCACCGGAAACACGUCGAAGACGGGUGAUCUAUCUCCUCUCUCUUUCAACUCUUUUAACCUCGUUUUAACUCACUCUCUACGAAGAAACAACACAGAAAUCAAUUAAUCUCGAUUCAAUCGAGUUCAAACCCGGCGGCGGAUAUGGCGGAUAAAGGCAGAGACGGCGGUCAUUCGAGUUUACUCGACGGGAAGUACGAAUUAGGCCGUCUUCUAGGGCAUGGAACCUUCGCCAAGGUUUACCAUGCUCGGAAUCUGCGAACGGGGAAGAGCGUCGCGAUGAAAGUGGUUGGGAAGGAAAAGAUCAUCAAAGUCGGCAUGACGGAGCAGAUCAAGAGAGAAAUCUCUGUGAUGAAAAUGGUGAAGCAUCCGAAUAUUGUGGAGCUUCACGAGGUGAUGGCGAGUAAAUCGAAGAUCUAUUUCGCGAUGGAGUUUGUUAGAGGCGGUGAACUGUUCUCCAAAAUCGCGAAAGGUCGGUUGCGAGAAGAUGUAGCUAGGGUUUAUUUUCAGCAAUUAAUCUCUGCAAUCGAUUUCUGCCACAGCCGUGGAGUUUACCACCGUGAUCUGAAACCGGAAAAUCUCCUCCUCGACGAAGACGGUAACCUUAAGGUCACCGAUUUUGGCCUCACCGCUUUCUCGGAGCACUUGAAGCAAGACGGAUUGUUACAUACGACAUGCGGAACUCCUGCGUACGUCGCGCCGGAGGUCAUCGGAAAGCAAGGAUACGACGGCGCGAAGGCUGAUCUAUGGUCUUGCGGAGUCAUCCUUUUCGUUCUUCUCGCCGGAUACCUUCCAUUCCAGGACGACAACAUAGUGGCGAUGUACAAGAAGAUUUACAGAGGCGACUUCAAGUGUCCGCCGUGGUUCUCUCCCGAAGCCCGUAGGCUAAUCACGAAGCUUCUAGAUCCUAAUCCGGUGUCCAGAAUCGGUAUCGGGAAGAUUACAUCGUCGUCGUGGUUCAAGAAAUCGGUACCGAAGACACUGAUUAGAAAGGAGGAGCAAGAACAAACAGAGGAGAAUUUGACGAAAUCAAAGCCACCGGCGGAAACAUUGAACGCGUUCCACAUAAUAUCUUUAUCGGAAGGGUUUGAUUUGUCGCCGUUGUUUGAGGAGAAGAAGAGGGAGGAGAAAGAGGAGAUGAGAUUCGCGACUUCAUCGCCGGCGAGCAGUGUGAUAUCGAAGCUUGAGGAAGUGGCGAAGGCGGUGAAGUUCGAUGUGAAGAAGAGUGAAUCGUGGGUUCGGUUGCAGGGGCAAGAGAAGGGGAGAAAAGGGAAGCUGACUAUUGCGGCGGAUAUCUUUGCAAUGACGCCGUCGUUUGUGGUGGUGGAGGUGAAGAAGGAUAACGGAGAUACUUUGGAGUAUAACCAGUUCUGCCGGAAGGAGCUCCGGCCGGCAUUGAAGGACAUUGUUUGGACUUCCCCGACGGGGAACUCAACACCAGCUUGAAGAAUUUGUGAUGAAUGAUCAGAUUUACGAGAUUGUGAUUUGGAGUUGGAGAAUGUUUGAGUUUUCUUUUUAUCAAAUGAUAAUUGCGUAUGAUUAGUUUGUUUUUUAUGAUGAUUGUCAUAAAUCGAUUGUUUUAUUUCAUGAUGUGGGUUUCUGUU